Molecule: messenger RNA, 2028 nt
Organism: Sarcophilus harrisii (Tasmanian devil)
Lineage: Eukaryota; Metazoa; Chordata; Mammalia; Dasyuromorphia; Dasyuridae
Gene: FOXA3
Product: forkhead box A3
Exons: 5
Coding region: 262-2028 (588 amino acids)
Biological process (GO): regulation of transcription by RNA polymerase II; anatomical structure morphogenesis; cell differentiation
Molecular function (GO): RNA polymerase II cis-regulatory region sequence-specific DNA binding; DNA-binding transcription factor activity, RNA polymerase II-specific
Source: RefSeq, a predicted model, not a curated record
UCCCCGCCCCCCCCCGGGGGGGGGUGAUAGAGGUGGGGAGGGAGGGAGCCCGGGCCGGGCCCCGCCGGGGGCGGAGGCUACCUGGCUAUAAAGCCGGGAGAGCGCGCGGGCCGGCGCCGGCCAGGCAGGCAGAGCAGCGCACCGUGGCGCGCACGCCCCCCGCCUCUGCGCUUGGAGAUCCCCAGCGCAGACCAAGCCCCCCGGCGGCCCUGAGGUCUCGGGGUGCGGGGGGUGGGCUUGCCCAGAGCCGCCCCCCGGGGGAUGCUGGGCGCCGCCCCCCCCGUGAAGAUGGAGGCGCACGAACUGAGCGAGUGGAGCUAUUUUCCAGAGGCUUCAGAGGUCUACCCACCGGUGACCCCGAUGAGCACGAUGACCCCACUCAACUCCUACAUGACCCUGAGUCCCCUGAGCCCCCCCUACCCACCUCCCGGUCUCCCCGCCUCCCCCCUUCCCGCCGGCCCCCUGGCCCCAGCAGCCCCCCCGGCGCCUCUGGGACCCCCGUUCCCAGGGCUGGGACCCGGCGGGGGCAGCGGAGGGGGCCCCGGGUACGCGGGCCCAGGACCUGUGCUGGGUCGGCCGAAGGAGGCCCCGAAAGGCGGCUACCGCCGUCCUCUGGCCCACGCCAAGCCCCCCUACUCCUACAUCUCCCUCAUCACCAUGGCCAUCCAGCAGGCCCCCGGCAAGAUGCUGACCCUGAAUGAGAUUUACCAGUGGAUCAUGGACUUGUUCCCGUACUACCGAGAGAACCAGCAGCGAUGGCAGAACUCCAUCCGCCACUCGCUCUCCUUCAACGAUUGCUUUGUCAAGGUGGCCCGGUCCCCGGACGGCGGGCAAAAAUACUGGCCCUACCGGGCUCCGAAAAGGGGCCAUCGGCGGCCCUUUGGGGCCCUGUGGGCCUCGCGGCUCGGCGGCGCCCUCUGGGUGGGCAUCCCCGGGGGUGGCACGGUGGCCUCGUCCUCCCUUCUUCCUGCCGCUGUCUUAGCCGGGGCCUUGGUCCCCAUUGGUCAUCACCUUGGCUGCCAUUUUCCCUGUUACACUAGUCGAAGUCGGGAUUGGCUGGAGGCCUGCAUCCCAGCUGCCUCUUUUCUCCUGCGUCAGGACGGGGAGGAGCCCGGCGUUCGGGCCCCUCUCCCCGGCGGUGGCCACAGGGGAGCGGGCAGACUCACGGGUGCCUUUUGUCAGCGGAGCUCAUCCCCCUCCAAUCUCCCCGAGCCCCGAAUGUUUGCGGGGAGCAGACGGGACAAAAUGGGGACUGCUUCCUCUUCCGUGCCUGGCUCCCAGUCUGUCCCUGCGUCCUCCGGAGCCCGCCCGGGGAAUUCCUCCGGCUUCCUGGAAAAAACAACUGGGAGCAGCAGCAGCAGCAGACAGGGGCUCAGUCUCUCCCUGGGCUCCCUCCCCCCUCCGCGGACCUCGGGGUCUCUCCCGGAGCGAGCAGGCCGGGGGCCAGGCGGGGCCGGGGCUGAGGCCGGAGGCUGCGGUUUAGCCGCUCCCCAGAGGCCCCCGGAUCUGGCCCCCACCCCGGCCAACAGCCCAAAUAUUAUUCCACGCGAGCAGCGAGGGAGCCGCCACUGCCGCCUCCAGCUGAAAAGACUCUUUUUCAUCCCCGUCCUCUGGGGGGGGAGGGGGAGGGGGAGGAAGGAGCCGGGGCUGGAAGUGGGGGCCCAACCCAGCCCUGGCCCGGAGACCCCCCUCCCCCCGCCCGGGGGCGUCACUGGGGUCUCCAAGCCCCCCCAGCCCCUCCGCGGGGGCCGCGGCCACAGGAGCGGGAGCGGGGUCUCCGCGCCCAGGGGAGGCGGCUGGCCCGGGCUGGCCCGGCGUGCCAUCCCCCACCCGCCCGAGGCCCACGCCCAGAGCGGAAAAGUACGCUGGCCAGGGACUCAGGGGGACACCGGGACACACGGAUGCAUGGCCACACAGGCCCGGGACACUUCAGGUGUCCGGCCAGGCUGGCAGCCAAGGGGGCACAAGGCCCCGGGCCCUGGCUCCUCGAGCCUGGGAGAUCCCGUUGGAGAGCAGAAGGGACCCUAG